AUGGGUCGUUACCUCCCUUGGAGGGACGGCCCAGCAGAUGAAAGCAGGCCGAGGAAGAGGAUAAAGGCAGGACCGAGCACUGAUGACUUAAGAGCAAAGAGGGAAAAGCAGAAGGAUGAAGCUCGAGAAGACGAAUACAUGCAUCCUGGUAUUAAAAACGAUGAUCAAUAUAUCAUGGUUGAAGACGAAUUCCUUCAGAUCGCAAAAUCGUACACCGCAAAGCUUCAUUCUGCCGAACUAGCACGUCUUCAAGCUCAAAUUGCACUCCGAAAGUCUCAAAAGAUCGCAGCUUCCCAGCACUCCCAACCGAGAAUACCCGGUUCUAUGCCGAAAAAACGACAGGUAGUCCUUCAAAGACGUGCCCAUGAUGCGGCAAUUAGGAAAGCCGCUGGUAUCCAAACAGACAAAGAUGCAGAGGGGGAAUCAUACAAUCCAAAGUUCUCGUCGCAGUCGCUCGGUCGUUUGAUGACCACAUCUGCUGUCCGAAUUGACUCUACACUUCCCUUGCCGCUUACUCCCGGGAAGGCAAUCAAGCCAGCAACACGUGCGGCGGCGGGUUUCACAAAGGCGAGUUUUAAGAAAACCACGUCUUCGCAGAUCUCACCAUCGCAGUUAAAAAGCAGCCAGAUUGCCAAGGAAGGGUAUAACAACAUCUAUGGAAGAGAGUCUUAUGACGAGGAUGACGAGGAUUUGGAUUUAAUGCCUAGGCGAUCCAGCUCGAUUCGUAUACCACCGAAACUGACGCCAAUCGAAAGACCAACAAGCUCAUACGCUUCAGAUAAGAGGAUCUCAAUUUCAAAACAACCUCUACGACCAACUUGUGAUUCUAAAUUACUUAGCAGCAGUCCUCAAGGCUCCCAGAGGCCGUUUUUGCUGUCGUCAUCCCCACCCCGGCAACUUUCUAGAACAUUCAAAUUUUCGAGUACUCCUAAAACAUCACUCACUCAAAACCCCAAACCAGGAUUGCCUAUAGCAGACUCUGACUCAGAUAAUGACUAUGCAGAUGCAGAGCAAGCAGCACGCUGGCGACAUAGAAGCUUGCCAAAGCAUAUAGCCGUUGAACCGAUUCACGCACCUUCAUCGACCUAUAAAUCUAAACCCAUAAUACCGAAAUCUUCAGAUAAUGAUGAAGACGAUGACUAUGCAGAUGCCGAACAAGCAGCUCGCUUCCGAAGAAGAAAACAGUUUGCAGAAGCCCAAAGAUCGGGUGCAAAGAGCUAA
Molecule: messenger RNA, 1221 nt
Organism: Orbilia oligospora ATCC 24927
Lineage: Eukaryota; Fungi; Ascomycota; Orbiliomycetes; Orbiliales; Orbiliaceae
Exons: 2
Coding region: 1-1221 (406 amino acids)
Source: RefSeq, a predicted model, not a curated record